Hyaloscypha bicolor E is the source of this 2021-nucleotide messenger RNA. RefSeq names its product MFS general substrate transporter. Gene Ontology annotation, molecular function: transmembrane transporter activity. The coding region runs from base 359 to 1723 and encodes 454 amino acids. The transcript is spliced from 7 exons. Gene Ontology annotation, biological process: transmembrane transport. Lineage: Eukaryota; Fungi; Ascomycota; Leotiomycetes; Helotiales; Hyaloscyphaceae. Gene Ontology annotation, cellular component: fungal-type vacuole membrane. The record is from RefSeq and is a predicted model, not a curated record.
AUCCUUCCGGAACACAGAGAAACGGCCGCUGCUGUUCACCUGCGCACCCCUUUGGAAAUCCCGUGAAACUGGAUCGACGUUGUCAACCGUUUUUGUCCAACGUUACAGUACACGCUCUUUCUUGCCCUGUAUCUCGGUGCUUUCUUGGCCUCGGCAUAAAAUCACAAGAUUUUUCAGUUCGUGGGUUCACUAAAUUAUAUCCGGAGACUGGGAGGCGGAGACGAUCAUCGCCUUCCAUAGAGGGAGGACUUUUAUAUCCCUCUCGCUUGUGUGUACAUAUGACGAACCACCCUCUUCAACAAACACCGAAUUCCUCCCUCGACAACACCGUCAUCAAGCAGGCCCUCCAGAGCUUGUAAUGACGCUCACCAACUUUUCAGAAGGCGAAUCCACAUUAAUCAUUUCGGCGAAGAAGGGCGAUGAGGAAUCAGGAGAAUUCAGUGCGACGACGGCGAGUACUGGUGCCCUGUCUAGGACAACACAAACGACCGAUAGAAGCGACGAAUUUCCUAUCGAUGGAGGCUUCGAGGGUUGGACUUGUGUUAUCGGUGGUUGGUUUGCACUUUUUGCUACCUUCGGGUGGUUGAACUCCAUGGGCCUCUUCCAAACGUACUACGAGGCAGUACUCCUGUCAUCCUACUCCGCCUCUUCCAUCUCCUGGAUCUUCACAACGCAGCUGUUCCUCAUGUGGGCUGGCGGCGCACUUUUUGGCCGAAUCGUCGAUACGUACGGCACGAAAUAUAUCGCCAUUGUUUGUACGAUAGCUUGUACGUUUUUCGUUGCGAUGCUGAGUCUUUCGACGGAGUACUACCAGAUCUUCCUUACGCAAGGAGUGGGCUUUGGUCUCGCUGCGAGUGGAUUGUUUUCUUGCGGCAUCGUGUCGACAGGACAGUUCUUCCAUAAGAGGAAGGCUUUGGCGUUGGGUAUCGUGCUCGCUGGUAGCAGUACUGGAGGCGUCAUCCACCCCAUCUAUCUCCACUUCCUGAUCCCGAAGAUUGGUUUCCCAAAUGCUAUCCGAGUCAACGCCCUCGUCAUCGCUAGUUGUGGAGUAGUGUCCUGCUUCCUCAUGCGUACGAGGUUGCCGGAGAAGGAAUGGGAUCCGAAAGCCAAGUUUCUGGAUUUUGCGUUGUUCAGACAGCGGAUCUUCGCUGUUUAUUGCCUGGGCACCUUCUUCGUUGUUUACGGUCUCUUCUCGACCUGGAACUACCUGCCCACCAUGAGCCUCCGACACAAGUUCUCCGACAGCCUCGCAAUAUACACGAUAGUAAUCCUAAACGGCAGCUCCAUCAUCGGCCGUAUCCUCCCCGCCUACCUCGCUGACCGCUUCGGCCGCUGGAACUCGAUCUCCAUCGUCUCGCUCAUGAACGCCAUCCUCCUCCUCGCAUUCUGGCUCCCACUCGAAGGAAAUCCGAAUACCACGCACGCACAAGUUUUUGCCCUCAGUGCCAUGGCGGGCUUUGCGACGGGUGCUUGUAUUAGUGUAUUCAUGCCUUGUGUUGCGGAGCUGGGGCCGGUCGAGAGUCUGGGUACAAGGUUUGGCAUGUAUCAGACUGUUAUCGGGUUUGGCGGCUUAACAAGUCUCCCAAUCCAAGGCGCGCUCAUCCCACAAGACCACGGCUCCUUCUCCCACCUGAUAAUCUUCUCCAGCGUCUGCAUCCUCGGCGGCUCUAUGAUCAUCUCCCUUGCAAGAAUGCUUCGCGUUGGAUUUAAGUUACGGGGAUAGUUUCUCGUUUUUCUUUUUUACUGUGAACAAUGAUCAUGGUAAUGGUUUUGGUGGCGACCGGCGUGGGAAAAGUUGCGAUAUAAGAGAUGGGAUGUGCUGGAAGUAUAUUUAUGGAGGGAGCAGAGGUGGAUUGGAUACAUACGGAUAUCGCGGCAUAAAGUGAUGGGAUUGACAUCGGUACUAAAACUCCACUGUAGCACUCGUUUCUAGCGAACUCAGCCACUGAAAGCCCUUGUAUUUCUAGCCUACCCUGAAAAUAAGCCAUACUUAGUAAGCCUCUGACAAGGGGUGCCACGCC